UUGCAUCUAUUUCUGUGGGUGUCAUUCUCUUUAACACAGGAGCCAUUGUGCAGGCAGUUAGGAGAUCCUGAAAUCCCUCAGCUGUCCAAAGAUGGGGAUAUUAUUCUAGGGGGAAUCUUCUAUUUUCACAGUAGCUGGAAGAACAGAGAAAAUACUUAUUCACAAAAACCACUACCACUGGAAUGCAUCAGUUUAAAUUUUAGAGAGUUCCAGUUUGCUCAAGCUAUGCUUUUUGCCAUUGAGGAAGUUAAUAACAGUACAAACAUACUUCCUGGGAUUUCUCUGGGCUAUAAAAUCUAUGACACUUGUGGUUCAAUUACCAGAAGCAUAAAAGUUGCUCUUGCUUUGAACAAUGGCAAUGAAAAUUUAUCUUUAACCUCUGAAGCACAAUGUUUCAGGCCUGUACAAGUGCAGGCUGUAAUUGGAGAAACCUCCUCUUCUCCUAGCACUGCAGUAGCUACUGUCAUUGGAGCAUUUCAUAUACCAAUGAUCAGCCACUUUGCCACAUGUGCUUGUCUCAGUGAAAAAACCAAGUAUCCAUCUUUUCUCAGAACUGUACCCAGUGACUACUAUCAGAGCAGAGCUCUGGCUCAUUUGGUCAAACAAUUUGGUUGGACUUGGGUUGGAGCUGUUAGAACCAAUGAUGAUUAUGGCAAUAAUGGCAUGGCUACAUUCACUAAAACUGCCGAACAGUUGGGUAUUUGUCUUGAAUAUUCUGUUUCUUUCUUUAGAACAGAUCCUUCAGAUAAAAUACAAAAGAUAAUUAAAACAGUCAAGGAGUCCACUGCAAAGGUGAUUGUUGCUUUUCUCUCCCACCGAGACAUGGAAGUACUUAUACAUGAGCUAUCCAACCACAACUUGACUGGGUAUCAGUGGGUCGGCAGUGAGUCUUGGAUCUCUGAUUCACAGAUUGCAGCAAUGGAUAAAAAGCACAUACUGGACGGAGCAAUAGGCCUUUCCAUUCCCAAAGCACACGUCAGUGGUCUUAAAGAGUUCAUACUUGAUAUAAAACCCCUCAUUUUGUCCAAUAAUAAGUUGUUUACAGAGUUCUGGGAAGUAUUAUUUCGCUGCAAGUUUAAGCAGGCCGAAACUACAGAAAUUCAGAAAGAGUGUACAGGAUAUGAAGAUCUAACAGGAGUGGAAAACAGCUUCACUGACAUGUCACUCAUGCCUAUUUUUAACAAUGUUUAUAAAGGAGUGUAUGCAGUGGCUCAUGCUCUCCAUAAUAUUCUCAGCUGUAAUAAAACAUGUAACAGUAAUGUGCAGCUAGAUCCAUAUACGAUUUUACAGCACAUUCAAAAAAUUCACUUCAAAACAAAAGAAGAAGAUGAAGUUUACUUUAAUGAGAACGGAGAUCCAGCUGCAAAGUAUGAAAUUAUAAACUGGCAGCCAAGAGACAAUGGCAUUGUGGGCUUUGUUACAGUUGGUCUUUAUGAUGCAUCAUUUCCUGCAGACAAACAGCUAAACCUUGAAAAUAAAACAAUAAUUUGGACACACAGCUCACCACAGUUGCCUGUGUCAGUUUGCAGUGAAAAAUGUCCCCCAGGGACACAUAAGGUUCUCCAGAAAGGAAAGCCUGUGUGCUGCUAUGACUGUAUAACGUGUGCAGAAGGAGAAAUGAGCAACAUCACAGAUGCUGUAUCUUGUGUGAAGUGCCCCCCUGAAUCUUGGCCAAAUGUGAGAAGAGAUGCUUGUAUAAAGAAGGAGUCUGAGUUUCUGUCAUUUGAAGAAAUUAUGGGAAUAUUGAUUACUUCUGCAGCUUUAUUUGGAACUUGCCUGACUGCAGCUGUAGCGUUAAUUUUCUUUAGACACAGAAAAACUCCUCUUGUAAGGGCAAACAACUCUGAGCUGAGCUUUCUCCUCCUUUUCGCCUUGACCCUAUGUUUUCUCUGCUCUCUGACCUUUAUUGGACGGCCCUCUGAGUGGUCCUGCAUGCUGCGGCACACAGCAUUUGGUAUCACCUUUGUCCUCUGUAUUUCCUGUGUCCUGGGAAAAACAAUGGUGGUUUUGAUAGCAUUUAAAGCUACACUUCCAGGCAGAAAUGUGAUGAAAUGGUUCGGACCUACACAGCAGAGGCUCAGCGUUGUGGGUUUUACUCUUGUACAAGUGAUCAUAUGUAUUCUCUGGUUGACAAUCUCUCCUCCUUUUCCAUCAGAGAAUUUUAAACAAUUUAAAGACAAAAUCAUUUUGGAGUGUUCUCUGGGGUCAUCUGUGGGUUUCUGGUCUGUGCUCGGGUACAUAGGAAUUCUUGCCUUGUUGUGUUUUAUUUUCGCUUUUUUAGCACGUAAAUUGCCUGAUAAUUUUAACGAAGCCAAGUUUAUAACAUUUAGCAUGCUGAUAUUCUGUGCUGUUUGGAUCGCUUUUAUCCCAGCCUAUGUCAGCUCUCCUGGAAAAUUUAGUGUAGCUGUAGAAAUCUUUGCUAUUCUUGCUUCCAGCUUUGGAUUGCUUAUUUGUAUCUUCAUUCCAAAAUGCUACGUCAUGUUACUGAAACCAGAGAAAAAUACGAAAAAGAAUAUGAUGGGUAAGAGGGCUCCGAAAUCAUCCUGA
Messenger RNA from Girardinichthys multiradiatus, 2547 nucleotides. RefSeq names its product extracellular calcium-sensing receptor-like. Gene Ontology annotation, cellular component: membrane. The record is from RefSeq and is a predicted model, not a curated record. Gene Ontology annotation, biological process: G protein-coupled receptor signaling pathway. NCBI's taxonomy places the organism in Eukaryota, Metazoa, Chordata, Actinopteri, Cyprinodontiformes, Goodeidae. Gene Ontology annotation, molecular function: G protein-coupled receptor activity. The coding region runs from base 226 to 2547 and encodes 773 amino acids. The transcript is spliced from 6 exons.